UUUGGAUCGAAUCUAGUCCAAAAUGCCAAGAUUUCUGUUGUUGCUGAUCAUCGCCAUGUCACUAAAGUACUGUAACACGCAAACAAGACAGCGCUGCUCGAAAUGUCCGCCAGGUUAUGGGGCAGAGAAAAAAUGCACCAAUACUCAAGACACCUUCUGCGUACCUUGCAAAACGGGGACCUUUUCAAAAACCUAUUCAAGAAACCAACCAUGCCAAAAAUGUUCAGAAAAGUGUACAUCCAGACAUUUCAUCCACAAACAGUGUACAAAAACCCGUGACGUCAUAUGUGCACGGUGUGACGUAUAUGAUGGCGACAUAACGGAAGACUUUAAGAGAAGCUGCAAAAAAGAAGCUGAAACCUCGUUUCUGUCUUUUUCCACUCUCUGGUAUAUGCUUGGCUACACGGACGAUGAAGAUUCAGACGAGGCGACAAGCACAAAAUUGGCUGAGGUUUCUCGCAGGAGCACUUUCUCCUAUCCUGUAUCUCAAUCGCCUCCCGAUCAAAACACUUUCAAUAACAACACAGAUUUUCUUAACCAGUCGAAUACGACUGUGGAUACCAAUGGAACUGGUGGGGACGGUUUUUUGCUGGAUGAGAGAAAUGACGUGAUGAUAUCUUUUGAAGGAAACGCAACGGGUUCAAAUUCCAGCAAUAUCAACUUAUUUCAAAAUAUAACUAACAGUCUAGACGAUCCCAAUGCGCAAAUAGACCCAGAGGACAAGGACGACCAGAAUGACGACGCUCAAAAUUACGGAGUGGUAGCAGGGGCACUGGUAGCCGCAGUGGUAUUUUUCUCGCUAGGAGCGUGCAGUAAUAGAUUCAAGCAUAUCAAGAAACUUUGCGGCAAGAAAGAGAACGAGAAUAGCCCCAGAAAACCUCACAAGUCCGAUUUCUUUUUACACAGAUCAAGAAGGACAGAAUAUGAGACGGACAAGCACAUGCAGGCCAAUGGCUUUCUUCCGAGGCAAUCCGUCACAGGUCACAGUUUAAGGGCCUCGGCGGACCCUGCCGUUCCUGGUCCUAGCGUCGUGGACACACCUCAGGUCCCAGGGAGUUCCAUCGAUAGCAUCGAGUCAACCUCCGAUGUCUCCGGUUCUUCACACGAGAGAAUGAAUAACAAUCAUUUUAAACGAAACAAUAUAAAAGAUAGCCGAGAAUUGCUUAGGAGCUCUAUAAAAUCGAAAUCUUCCGAAGGAACGAAGGGGGGAAAUAACGGGAAUCAGGAUUUCACAGCAAAUGGCGAUUUCAGGGAAUCUUUUCGGCCCUCAGUUAUUGAAACUGAUAUUUUGGAUUACAGAGAAAGCCGAGUGAAUCCUGACACGAAUACUAAAGACGAUAUGCAAAACACAUCCAACACGCCGCAGCGUGUAGAGGGGGUCGACGAGUCUGAUUAUAGAGCGUAAAUAUAAUACAUAACACUGUGUUCUUUCAGUUCACCACCCUUAACUUUCAGUUACAGUUUAGUUAACAGUAGAUGUAACAUCCCAAAUAGGCCUUGCUGGACUUAUCCUUUUGUCACAAUGGGCAUUUUCAUUUUCGUUCUAUUUCAACCGAACGAUAAGGUUACAGAAAGGGAAACAGCACAGAAUAUAUCUGUAAACAACCACGCCAGGCCGAGCAAACCACGCCCGAAGACAUUAGUGAUGUUUCAUUACACCAAAUAAUGAAUAAUUUCUGCACUCAUUUUACCUAUGACCCAUCGAAUAAAUGCCCAGUAACGUAAUUAGUCAACAAUAAUGCUCAUAAUAAAUGAUUAACUAAAACGUACAGGUUAACGUCCUUUA
Lingula anatina is the source of this 1786-nucleotide messenger RNA. RefSeq lists its product as uncharacterized. The record is from RefSeq and is a predicted model, not a curated record. Gene Ontology annotation, molecular function: protein binding. Lineage: Eukaryota; Metazoa; Brachiopoda; Lingulata; Lingulida; Lingulidae.